Molecule: messenger RNA, 718 nt
Organism: Gossypium arboreum
Lineage: Eukaryota; Viridiplantae; Streptophyta; Magnoliopsida; Malvales; Malvaceae
Product: ubiquitin-conjugating enzyme E2 30-like
Exons: 4
Coding region: 154-600 (148 amino acids)
Biological process (GO): protein polyubiquitination
Cellular component (GO): nucleus
Molecular function (GO): ubiquitin conjugating enzyme activity
Source: RefSeq, a predicted model, not a curated record
GAUUGAGUCGCCGGACUCAUCCUCUCAAUAAUCAAUAUCUCUUUCCAGAAAAAAAAAAUAAAAAAAUCUCAAACUAUAAGCCAUAUAUUUAGAACUAGAUAGAGGUAGGAGUUUUUUGUUCUAUUGUUUACCAAAUUUGUGUAGAAAUCAGCAAUGGCAUCUAAGAGAAUCACCAAGGAAUUGAAAGACCUGCAGAAAGAUCCUCCUGUUUCUUGCAGUGCAGGUCCUGUAGGAGAUGACAUGUUUCAUUGGCAAGCAACGAUUACGGGGCCAGCAGAUAGCCCUUAUGCGGGUGGGGUGUUUCUUGUGUCCAUUCACUUCCCUCCUGAUUAUCCAUUCAAACCACCCAAGGUAUCCUUUAAGACAAAAGUGUAUCACCCAAACAUCAACAGCAAUGGCAGCAUCUGUCUUGAUAUUUUGAAAGAACAGUGGAGCCCUGCACUUACAGUUCCAAAGGUGUUAUUGUCGAUAUGUUCAUUGCUGGCAGAUCCAAACCCAGAUGAUCCUUUGGAACCAGAAAUUGCACAUACAUACAAGACGGAUAGAGCCAAGUACGAGUCUACUGCUCAGGCUUGGACCCAGAAAUACGCCAUGGGUUAAAUAUGACUUUAGGACUCUACUCCAACAUGCUUUUUAUUUUAUUUGCCAACUGUUUUUAAAAUCUUCUUCUCAUUUAUUAUUACCAAGUAUAAUUAAAUUUAUUUCUACUUUUGGUCAA